UUUUUUCCGUUUCCCGUGACUUACAUUGACAACAUCUCGCUUGAGAUAAGCUAGUGUGCUCGCUGUGCUUAUGUGAGGGCCAAGCAGCGUUUCCUAGCCAGCGAUAAUUUUAUUAUUGCUUUUCUUUCAUCGCUCACAGAGGAAAACAUGUCAGAUACGGAGACAAAACCAACGAGUCAAGACUGUGGGGACAAGAAGGAUGGAGAGUACAUCAAAUUGAAGGUGAUCGGUCAGGACAGCAGUGAAAUCCAUUUUAAAGUGAAGAUGACAACACAUCUGAAAAAGCUGAAGGACUCUUACAGCCAGAGACAGGGCGUCCCAGCAAGUACACUCAGGUUUCUGUUUGAAGGACAGCGAAUCGCAGAUAAUCAAACUCCAAAAGAGUUGGGCAUGGAAGAUGAGGACGUCAUUGAGGUAUAUCAAGAACAGACGGGCGGACUUUGGAAUCAUUAAACCUCUAUUUGUAUUUUUUAUUUUAUUUUGUAUUUAGUUUUUUUUUUUUUAUGAAUGCAUUUUCACUUCACUUUCAAACCAUCUGGAUCAAUACUAUCUGGGCUUCCAUGCAUCGGGACAGAAAGGUGUGGAUGAGGAUCGGGGCUGUCAUGUCAUUGCGCAAGUUUGCGUGGGUGUCUUUGUUGUUUUAUGUCCCUCAAGGAUGCAUCAUGUCGCAUACACAGCAACAGCACCAGGAUGUAAACAUUGCAGCAUGUCAUCAAGUGACAUACAAUUUUUUAUGUACUUUCAUUUUGAGCAUUGCAUUUCCCUUGUACAGAAUUUUAAAGUCCCACUGUUUGUUUUUGAGAAAAGUGAUGCAUUAGUUUGUCUGCAUUUCUCAGUUUCUGGUUAAAUGAAUUUAGGGGUUUUUGUAUUGAUAUAAUUGCAACACUGUUGGGCUUCUUUUUUUUUAUAUAUAUAAAAAUAUGUGCUUGUACAUGUGUUGGUUUUGGUGUUUGAUAAAGCCAUGAUUAUCUCUUG
Molecule: messenger RNA, 975 nt
Organism: Syngnathus acus (greater pipefish)
Lineage: Eukaryota; Metazoa; Chordata; Actinopteri; Syngnathiformes; Syngnathidae
Gene: sumo1
Product: small ubiquitin like modifier 1
Exons: 5
Coding region: 148-453 (101 amino acids)
Biological process (GO): protein sumoylation
Cellular component (GO): nucleus; PML body
Molecular function (GO): protein tag activity; ubiquitin-like protein ligase binding
Source: RefSeq, a predicted model, not a curated record